UUGUAAGCGCCGCGCGGACUUCGCCCCGCAGUAGGCCCUGCGCAAGAGCUGAGCCCUGCCGCCUGCCAGCCAUGGCUUCCUCGUCGUCCUCGGGCGGCAGCGCCAUCCAGAUCCCGACCCGCCUGCCGCUGCUGCUGACGCCCGAGGCCGUGCUGCUGCCGGGGUCCACCAUGCGCGCCAGCGUCGACUCGCCGCGGAACAUGCAGCUGGUGCGGAGCCGGCUGCUGAAGGGCACGUCGCUCAAGAGCACCAUCAUCGGCGUCAUCCCCGACACCUGCGACCCAGCCAGCGACCUCGAGGCGCUGCCGCCACUCCACAGGAUCGGCACAGCAGCGCUGGCCGUUCAGGUGGUUGGCAGCAACUGGCCAAGGCCGCAUUAUACUUUGCUGAUCACAGGCCUGUGCAGAUUCCAGAUCUUGCAGCUGGUGAAAGAGAAGCCCUACCCCGUCGCUGACGUCGAACAAUUGGACCGGCUGGAACAAUUUACCAACAAAUCUGCGUCCGAAGAGGAACUAGGAGAGCUGUCGGAACAGUUCUACAAAUACGCAGUGCAGCUGGUUGAGAUGCUGGAUAUGUCGAUCCCUGCAGUGGCUAAGCUGAGACGCUUGUUGGACAAUCUUCCUAGGGAAGCAUUACCGGAUAUAUUAACUUCGAUCAUCCGCACCAGCAACCAGGAGAAGCUUCAGAUUUUAGAUGCCGUUGGCUUGGAGGACCGGUUCAAGAUGACCAUCCCCUUGCUUGUUAGGCAGAUUGAAGGCUUGAAACUCCUUCAGAAAACCAGGAAGCCCAAGCAGGACGAUGACAAAAGGGUGGUAGCUAUACGCCCGAUUCGAAGGAUCACUCACAUUCCAGGCUCGGCUGAAGAUGAUGAAGAGGAUGAAGACCAUGAUGACAUUGUUAUCCUUGAAAAGAAAAUCCGAGCCUCCAGUAUGCCUGAGCAGGCUUUAAAAGUUUGUGUAAAAGAGGUAAAGAGGUUAAAGAAGAUGCCUCAUUCGAUGCCAGAAUACGCCUUAACCCGAAAUUAUUUGGAACUGAUGGUGGAACUGCCGUGGAGCAAAAGUACAAAAGAUCGCCUGGAUAUACGUGCGGCAAGAAUUCUUCUGGACAAUGACCAUUAUGCUAUGGAGAAACUGAAGAAGAGAGUGUUGGAGUAUUUGGCCGUCAGACAACUGAAGAACAACUUGAAGGGCCCCAUCCUUUGCUUUGUGGGCCCUCCUGGAGUCGGAAAAACGAGUGUGGGGAGAUCGGUGGCGAAGACUUUGGGUCGUGAGUUCCAUCGGAUUGCCUUGGGCGGAGUGUGCGACCAGUCUGACAUCCGAGGGCACAGGCGUACCUAUGUUGGCAGCAUGCCUGGGCGAAUCAUCAAUGGCUUGAAGACCGUUGGGGUUAAUAACCCGGUGUUCCUGCUUGACGAAGUUGACAAGCUCGGAAAGAGCCUUCAAGGGGAUCCAGCGGCUGCUUUGCUUGAGGUCUUGGAUCCUGAGCAAAACCACAGCUUCACAGAUCAUUACUUGAAUGUAGCCUUUGACUUGUCUCAAGUCCUUUUCAUUGCCACUGCCAACACUACUGCCACCAUCCCACCUGCUUUGUUGGACAGGAUGGAGAUCAUUCAGGUUCCAGGAUACACUCAAGAAGAAAAGAUAGAAAUUGCACAUCGGCAUUUGAUUCCGAAGCAGCUGGACCAGCACGGACUGACACCACAGCAGAUUCAGAUUCCCCAAGAGGCAACUCUGGCAAUCAUCACCCGAUACACCCGGGAGGCAGGAGUCCGCUCUUUGGAUCGCAAAUUUGGAGCCAUUUGCCGAGCGGUUGCCGUGAAAGUGGCAGAAGGCCAGCACAAGGAGACAAAGCCAGAGCGUUCCGAAGUGACAGAAGGAGGAGAGUGUAAAGAGCAUGUCGCAGAAGAUACAAAACCUGAUGCUAUCAGUGACACUGCUGACCUGGCUCUACCUCCCGAAAUGCCCAUUGUAAUUGACUUCCAUGCCCUGAAAGACAUCCUUGGGCCACCAAUGUACGAACUGGAGGUAUCCGAGCGGCUGAAUCAACCAGGUGUAGCAAUUGGCUUGGCUUGGACUCCCUUGGGGGGGGAGAUCAUGUUCGUAGAAGCCAGCCGAAUGGACGGGGAAGGCCAGCUCACUCUGACCGGCCAGCUGGGCGAUGUCAUGAAGGAGUCGGCGCACCUCGCCAUCAGCUGGCUGCGCAGCAAUGCAAAGAAAUACCAGCUGACCAAUGCUUCUGGAAGUUUUGAUCUCCUUGACAACACAGACAUCCAUCUGCACUUCCCAGCUGGAGCGGUCACAAAAGAUGGACCAUCUGCUGGUGUUACCAUAGUAACCUGCCUUGCCUCACUUUUCAGUGGGCGGCUCGUGCGUUCAGAUGUAGCCAUGACUGGAGAAAUUACCCUAAGAGGCCUUGUUCUUCCAGUUGGAGGAAUUAAGGACAAAGUCCUGGCAGCACACAGAGCUGGUCUGAAGAGAAUUAUCAUUCCUCAAAGAAAUGAAAAGGAUCUUGAGGAGAUUUCAGCAAAUGUACGGCAGGAUCUGAAUUUUGUGAUGACAAGCUGCCUGGAUGAAGUUCUUAAUGCAGCUUUUGAUGGGGGAUUUUCAGCCAAGACCGGACUUGAUCACUUCAACAGUAAACUCUAAGCAGAUUGACUGGGCUUGUCUAAGGAACAAAAUACAAAGCUGAUAUGUUUAUCUGGCAGACUGUAAAAUUGGGAGAGAGCAUAAAGAGGGCAAUAUUGGAAUACUGACACAGGCCACCAGAUUUUUUAUUUUAUUUUUUUAAAGACGCAAAGGGUUAUUCUUCACUGGGACUAUUGCAAACCUGCUGCCCAUUCUUAUUGGUCCUUAUGUGCAUUAGUGAGAAGCUGUCUGCAGAGAUGGACGUGAAUACUAAGCUCUUAAUGAUAGUUAUUCCCCAAUGCUAUUAAGGAGCAGACUUAUACAGGAGCAGAAUAGUAAUAUCCAAUCACGUAAGCCUUCAUAUGAAACCUCUUGCCUGUUUAAAUUUAAUGCGAGUCCAAUUUUCGUUUUUCAAAGAGCCUGACAUGAAUGUUGAGAUUUACCUUGCUUGAAUGUCAGGGCUGCGAUUAAAUUGCCAUUGUUGCUAAGGCAGUGUCAUUCAUCUGUUGUUGUACCCUAAAGAGGUGUACACAAAUGAAUUCGCACUGGCCUUGCACGUAAGUACUCAACUCACAGACCUGAAGUUGUUUUGGUCCGUCCCCCCCAACAGAUCAAUGAUUUUACAAGGGGUGGAGCCAUAAGGGACUCUUGGGUUGGUUACCUCUUUGCUACGAGGGCAAUCUGAGAAAAUCUUGACAGGUAGAGGGAAAAGUUAUUUACAUCAGGAUGAGAAUGACCUGAGAGACCACUGCCAAGUGCCCAGGGCUAGGAAGUGAUUGGGAUGGCCAGUAGAAAAUAGAACACGUUCCCCUUUUAAUUCAGAGACUGCAUAUAAUUCUUAGACCUUCACAACUUCUGCUCCUUUAGCUGCUUUAAUAAUGCCAUCAUCUACUUUAAGAUGGUGCAACAAGAAGAGAAGCAAUUCACUACUCUUCUGUGCAAUAGGUGGGUUUGGCUAAUUUGGUAUAGUGCUGCAUACGUUUUCAGACAAAAGAUUAAUUUUGUUUUAUUAUAAAAGCAUUUGUUUCCUGAAAAGUUGUAGAUUUUGGAACCGGAUACCAAACAAAUAAUUGAUUGGUGCCAAUUUUCGUUUCUUGGGUGCAUGGAAGGUUUCUGAAACGGCACUGAUACACAUCCUGCAACAAUGCACAGAAAGAAAGAACAACCACAGGUCACUCUAGCCCACUACAGAGUGAAGUUGGGAAGAAAAGGAGCAGGGAGAGAAUAAGCGUGGACAGCCUCAAGUAUCACAAGAUGUCGGCUGGCUAACAGGGGCAUGCCUGAACAUGGGCUUGGCAGUGAAGCAGCAGCUGUUCAGUGUGUGUAGGUGAGAUGCGUCACUUAGGAGAGAAAUAAGCAUCCUGUGUGGUAUUCUUCAAGCAAAUCUAUUCAUUCCCACAAGGUAUCCCAUCUUCGACCCAACACAACUCAGGUCCUUAAACAGUUGUUUUUGUAAUGCCUACCUAAGUUAUGCUCGUUGGCUAUUUGAAACUCCAACUUUUCUUUAAGUCUUCAAUUGAAGGACCUUUGUGUUCAUAGCCACUGCUAAGCAAAACACAGAGUAGACAUAGGGUCGGAUCCCAAUUUAGCCAGAGUAAACCUAUUUAAAUCAAUGGGGCUUAAGGUACAUGACCAACUUAAGUCCCUUUGAUUUCAGUGGGUUUACUCUAUGUAUGACGAAGUCUGGAACCAGUCAUAGUUACAAGAUUUUACACAUUCUCUACAUACUGGUGUGGGCUGGAGUUUUGUUUUGUUUUGUUAAUGUAAGAGGUUCUAGCAGAUACCAGUCAGUGUGACAAGGCAUGAAUUAAGCACAGUGUUUAUGUCAUAUUAUGCUGUUUGAGGCCCAAGGUCAGCAACAAUGCCAUGCAAGAUACUCUGGGUUCAAUAUAUGUGUUACAAGCAGUAGCCCUUACAGGGAACAAUAAAUCCAUGUGCAAUGAAAGCAGCUUUGCUACCAAUACCUAGUUAUUUGAAAGAUGCAGCUGAACAAGUUAGCAGCACAGCGCUGGUUAUUAAUUUCCAUGGCUAAUUAAAGUUACAGGUAUAACUGGUGUGAACUACAA
Molecule: messenger RNA, 4690 nt
Organism: Elgaria multicarinata webbii
Lineage: Eukaryota; Metazoa; Chordata; Lepidosauria; Squamata; Anguidae
Gene: LONP2
Product: lon peptidase 2, peroxisomal
Exons: 15
Coding region: 72-2645 (857 amino acids)
Biological process (GO): protein targeting to peroxisome; protein processing; protein catabolic process
Cellular component (GO): peroxisomal matrix
Molecular function (GO): ATP hydrolysis activity; serine-type endopeptidase activity; ATP binding
Source: RefSeq, a predicted model, not a curated record